AUGGCCUACAACUCAUUCCUGCGCGCCGUUCUCACGAAUCCAAAACUCGCUGAACAUAUUGAAGAGGUCAACAUGCUAGAUGUCUCCCAAUAUGAUCCCCAUGAGAUUUCACAAGAGGAUGUUCAACUCUUCCAGAAAGCUGUUGCAGACUCCCCACUUCCUGUGCAGCUGAAAGACAGCCUGAAGAAUGGAAUCAAGGAGGGGAUGGCUUGUUGCCAUGCUUGCGCUUUUGCUAUGCAACCUGCCGAACCUGAAGACUGUGUUCAUGUCAAAGCUUGA
Aspergillus chevalieri is the source of this 279-nucleotide messenger RNA. RefSeq lists its product as uncharacterized. NCBI's taxonomy places the organism in Eukaryota, Fungi, Ascomycota, Eurotiomycetes, Eurotiales, Aspergillaceae. The transcript has a single exon. The coding region runs from base 1 to 279 and encodes 92 amino acids. The record is from RefSeq and is a predicted model, not a curated record.